Labrus bergylta (ballan wrasse) is the source of this 2139-nucleotide messenger RNA. Lineage: Eukaryota; Metazoa; Chordata; Actinopteri; Labriformes; Labridae. The record is from RefSeq and is a predicted model, not a curated record.
AGAAGCAUUAGCGCUCUUGUUUUGUUCCAUGGUGAGCAUCUAACCUUAUUUUAAUAACCCUGACGUCUCCAGAUGUGGAGGCUAAACAAAGUUCGUCACAAAGCUGGUCGACAAGCUGACAGCUUGGAGGAGCUCCGGUUAAAGAGGCGACAGCAGGAGAAAGACCUGAGACAGGCCCGCAGAGACAGACAGCUUGUGAGCAAAAGACUCCUGCUGAAUGAAGAUGAGGACCAAUCAGAGGUCACCAUGGACGCUGACUCCGGAGCGCAGCAUGUGGUCACUUUGUUUCACAAACUUCAACACAGUGGGCCAGAGAAGGAGGUCCACCUGAAGGCUUUGAGUAAAGCUCUCCGUGACCCCUCAGCACAGCUCACCUUUAUCAAACAGGAGAACAGCAUGCACCUUCUGGUUGGUCUCCUCACUGGCUCUAAUGCGACAUGCCGUCUACAGGCUGUGCGUUGUCUUCAUGAGCUGUCUCACUCUCCACACACAAACAUAGCCCCAGCAUGUUUGCCGGCCACCCCCUACCUGCUCACCUACCUGUCCAACCAAAGCACCAAGUUCACUGAGCUGUGUCUCUACACACUGGGUAACUUGUGCCCUGAAAGUGAUGUUGUACAAGAGAAACUCCUUGCUCAGGGAAUCAUACCAGCUCUGGCUAACUGCAUAGAGAAUCAGAGACAUAACCUCGCUGUGGUGGAAGCUGCAGGGUUCACCCUCUCUCAGCUUCUCCAGGCCAAAGAUGGAGGAGGGAAAAUAAUCCCGAUGGUCCUGGCCUCUAGCUUACCUUCACACCUGUUAUCAGUCCUGACUCCUGACCAAAACUUUGGCCUGGCCCCUGCCAUUGAGUGUGCUUGGUGUCUGCACUACCUCACAUGCAGCAUGCAGGAUAACAGAGUGCUUUUGGCUCAUGGGGCCCUGUCACGGUGCAGUUCCACUUUAAUGUCACUAGGUGGUGCUGUGGCUGAAGGGAACAAAGAAGAAGGAAUGGAGCUGCUCAUCUGUCCUCUGCUGAGGUGUGUGGGAAACCUCCUCUCCUCCUGCCCAGCGGAAGACCUAAGCUCUCAAGUGGCUGACGUUAGUAUUGUGGUGACUCUGUGUGCACUUCUCCAGGCCUACAUGCAGACUCAAACAGCCUUGGCCAGAGAGAGUGCCUGGGUCCUCAAUAACCUUACAGCUCACUCCAGUGCUUUCUGCUCUGCCUUGUUGACGUUCAACUUGGUCCCGGGACUGAUCCAGCUCCUCCCGUUCUCUCAGGGCAUCAACAUCAUGAUCCUGAGGGUCCUAGCAAACAUUGCUCACAAGAAAAAGGAGUACUGUGUCCAACUGACCCACACUGGAUUGCUGUCAGGACUCUGUGCCACACUAAAAAUGGCCGACAAAGACAUAGUGACCCUGAGUAUGGAUGUCCUGUUCAUGCUUGUAGUUAGCAGUCCUCAGGUAAGUGGCAGAGGAGUUGUGAGGCAUGGCGGCCUUUCACUGUUAGAAACUCUUCAGUACAACAGAGAAGGAGAUAUUAGACGGAGAGCAUCAUAUCUCCUGGAGAACCACCUGCUGCCCUACUCAUCAUGAUGCUUGGUGAAGACUUUACUGUACUGUUCAAUUAGUCUGUGGUAUUUUUUUAUACUUCCUCAAAAUGUAAAACAAGAAAAAGAGAAAACAUUGCACGUAGACUACUUCUCCUUAACCAACAGGAAGACAUCCCAAUCACACACACCGUGUUCCGCUUGUUACAAAACAUCUUGAGGACAAACCCUGAGUAUCUGCAGCUUCCUCUUGACUUGUCGCCUUCUCUACACGGACACUUUUUGUGUUUGUGUUAGUUUUUAAAACUUUUAAAUAUAUUCUGCUGGUUUGAUGAAAUUAACCAUCAGCGUGUGUUAUCAAUGACAUUUUAGCAUAUAGGCCUAUAAAGAUGAUAUAUAUAUAUAUAUAUAUAUUUCAAACCCGACACUCAGGACCUUCUGUCUUAAACUUGGAAAAUGUGCUCCUCUGGAACCCUUCCUGCACAUUUAGAUGAGUUGAUAUGACUGUAAUUAUGUUGAAAGAGGUUCUUCAGGUGGGUUUAAUAGGUAUAAUGCAUUAUAGUCAUUAUUGACGGUACAUUCAAAAAAUAAAGUAUAAUUGAACAAAUAUCAA